UGAAAUGGAUUUCAUCCUUCCUGAUCAACUUCACAAGUAUGAAGAUCUUCUAGAGGGAAUUAAUCAGGAAUACAAAAAAUGCGAGCAGCUUAAGAGACAUUUGAAUAAAGAGAAUGAUAAAAUCAUUAUUCACAAUUUAUCAGUGAGUGGAAUUAAUCAAAAAAUUUCCCAUGUAGGAGUUAAAGUAUUUUCAGAUAUCUUUGAUUUAUUAGCAUUAUAUGAUGAUGAACUGAAAGUGGAUGCAAAACAAUUCCUCAAGUAUGAAAGUCACAAAUUUUAUCUAAUUGAAUUGUACUUAACACAAGCCCUCCUACAAAAAGUAUCUGGCAUGAACUGCAUCAUCAAUAUUUGUAUCAACUAUGAUGAAAUGUGCAUAAAUAGAUCCAUGAAAAUUACAUCCAAUUUGCCCUCACCAAUACUAGAAAUAAUUCCUGUAGAUGAAAUUGUUGUUGAUUGUUCUGUAGAGGCUAUAUUGAUAACUGAUCAAUGUAUGAUAAUCAAAUUAGAUUCAGUACUUGUGGAUGUAUCAUUCCAUUUCAAAGCAUAUGACAAAAAAAGACAACCCAAUUUGAGAGAAACCUCUAUACUCCAAGUUGCCAAGAGAUACAAUGAAGAACUAGCAUUGAAGGAACUAAAUGAGACACUUGUAAUAAAUUAUGAAUUCAAAUUUAUAAUGGAUAUUAGAACAUUCAUUGAAAUACUAUUGAAGAAUUCAUAUCACUACUUGAGUUCUGAUCUUUUCACUGAAUUAAUUAGUUCUGACAAAAAUGAUUUCACAUUGACACUUUCUCUUGGGGUCAAUAAAUGUGAAAUAUUAUAUAAUAAAAAUGAUAAGAUAUGUCUGAGAACCACAGUGAGUGAUUUAUUGAUGCUCAAGAAAUAUUUUUAUAGAAUGAUUCAAGGAAGUGGUGAAAAUGAUAAGAAACUGUUAUCAAUCAAAGAACUGAAAAAUAGUCUUCCUUCGAAUGUGCAAGAUACAAGACAAUAUUAUAAUUCUCUCAGGAAGUGUUGGUCUAGUUUACUAAUGUUAUAGAUAUUUUAUAUUGUUUAUGGUAUAUAUGAUUGAAAUAAACAGA
Messenger RNA from Phaedon cochleariae (mustard beetle), 1076 nucleotides. NCBI's taxonomy places the organism in Eukaryota, Metazoa, Arthropoda, Insecta, Coleoptera, Chrysomelidae. The record is from the annotation of a GenBank genome assembly.